AUGCCCAUCGCACCCAUCACCGGAAAGCUCAGGAAGCGCUUCUGGCUCGACCUCAGUGUCUCCCUCGGCAUGGGCAUCAGCGCAGGCUACGCUUUCUGGUAUGGUGUCCAUCUGAAGACCGUACAGAAGCAGGAGGAGUUCUACCUCAGGCUCGAGCGCGCCAAGCAGGAGCAAUAG
This is a messenger RNA of Fomitopsis serialis, 177 nucleotides long. Its product is annotated as cytochrome-c oxidase subunit VIIa. Lineage: Eukaryota; Fungi; Basidiomycota; Agaricomycetes; Polyporales; Fomitopsidaceae. The transcript has 3 exons. The coding region runs from base 1 to 177 and encodes 58 amino acids. The record is from RefSeq and is a predicted model, not a curated record. Gene Ontology annotation, biological process: mitochondrial electron transport, cytochrome c to oxygen.